AUGGACGGAAUCGUUGAUUCCGACUUGGAUCAGACUUUCGAGAUUGUAGAGCGAGAUACGGUGCCCGCGCCUCCAUCACAGCAAAGCGACUCGUACAAAAAACGCCUGUCUACUCUACUGAAAUGGCUCCAACCAACCGACUUUCUCUCUCCGGGAAGCGAAUUCAUGAAGCAUUUACACUCAUAUGUGCCUGGAACUGGUGAUUGGACUCACAAAUCGCCCGUCUUUCGCACCUGGGCCAACUUAGAUUCUAAUACCGACUCUAGAUCUGGUAAUGAUAACAAUAGUGGCUCAUGUCUCCACGUCCGCGGAUUAGCUGGCACUGGAAAAUCAGUAUUUUCGGCUUCCACAGUGCGCCAAUUGCAAGAGUCUGGCAGCAUUGUGCUGUUUUUCUUCUUUCGUCAGAUUGUCGAAAAGAACCACAGCGCCAACUACCUCAUACGUGACUUUGCCGCGCAGCUGCUUCCCCAUUGCCCUGCCUUGGUGACCACAUUGACCACUAUAUCAAAAGAUCAUGCAGUCAGCGGUAGCGAAAACAGCCUAGUAUGGCCUGCUCUUGUUGAGGCGCUCACCACGGGCAUCACAAAGAGUGUGUACUGCGUGGUGGAUGCUUUAGAUGAGAUGGACGAUGGAGAUUUUGAGGGCAUGACUCAUCGUCUCGUUGAGCUGGGCACCGCUGCACCUGGCAGAAUCAGGGUUAUGAUGACGAGCAGGCCAUUGCCAAAGAUUGAACAGGCGUUGAGCAACUCUGGAAUAGUGAAGCUGAAGCUUGAUCCUACCCUCCUUUACCCAGACGUGGCGCGUUAUGUCGACGCCAGGAUGGCCACGCUGGACCCUCCAUUAAGCCACGAAAAGAAUGAAAUGGUAAAGCAGACUAUCUGUGAGCGAGCCAAGGGGCUCUUUCUUCAUGCCAGACUCGUUGCAGAUAACUUGGCUGAAGGCUUGCGGGACAGGCACAUCACCGAAGAGACUCUGCCGGACAGCCUGGACCGCCUCCCAAUAACGCUUCAAGAGGUGUAUGAGGGCAUGUUGAAAGAGCAUGCCCAUCGCAGCGGAGUCACAGCAGAGCAACAAGCCAAAGUCCUCAUGUGCGUAACGCAUGCGAGUCGACCCUUGCGGUUAAUUGAGCUUGGAUCGCUGCUCUCCAACAUGCUGCACAUCAGUCUCGGACAAGGAAAGGACUUGGUACGGCAGAGUUGCGGUAGAUUAUUGGAACUCCUAGAAGAUGAGAGCGUGAGUGUCAUUCACCAUUCCUUUACUGAGUUUCUGCACGAUGCCACGAGAAAGACGAACGCCGACGCUUUCCCCGUUCUUGAUGACACAACCUCGCAUGAGAUGCUAUGCGUGCUUUUGUUGGAGUUUCUCGACGGUUGUCCGCAUUUCGAUGUUACUCUCGAUGACUAUAGAGAGGCAAAUUACGACAAUCACACGUGGGGAAGAAAAGAGAGAAAAAGAAGAGACGAUCUCGUCAACGACUUGCGAGUAACACACCCCCUGGUAUCAUACGCUGCUGAAAAUCUCGCCUUUCACCUCAACAAGGCAUCGGCACAGCCACUCGCAGUCAAAGAAGCCCUGACUCGCUAUCUAUGCCCCGGAAAGCCAGCAUUUGAAACAAUGAUACUGAUGAAUUGGAGAGGGCGACUAUCUGCCUCUUUCAACGUUUUCCACCUUGCCACUGCUGUGCGGCCCCCUCUCGCCAUGCCACUGAGGGUAGUCGAGAUAUUUGCGGCCACAGAACCAACACUUCUUGACGCUCAUGAUUCAGACGGCCGUACUCCUUUGUCUUAUGCUGCCGAGAAUGGUCAUAACGACAUUUCCCAGUUUCUGCUUGCUAAAGGCGCAAAUGCACAGUCGGGCGGUAGUCAAGGUCGAACGCCUCUGCACUGGGCGGCGUUGAAGGGGCAUCCGAGAAUCGUUCGACUUUUACUGGCUGCGGGUGUCGACCCACUGAUUAAAACAUUUCCGGUUCUUGAAGAAUAUGAUUCUUAUGAUGAGUACUUUAAGAGGUAUUCAGAGGAGGAAGCCGAGAGUCAGAGAGAGACCGCCUUGUCGUUUGCGUUCAGGGGCGAUAACCCCGGGGUUAUCCAAGCAUUCAUGCCCUUCAUUCCGCCAGCUGAAGUCAAUAAAUGCUUCCAUCAGGUCGACAACGUGGAAAAUAUCGAGGCCAUCCUAAACACGGGCAAAGUCGAUAUCGAAUGUUUCCGGGAUGGGAAAACAAGGCUGUUUAGAGCAGCUGAGCGCCACAGUCUGGACUUGAUCAAGCUGUUACUCAAGCACGGGGCUGAUCCGAAUAGAAGAAGUGCCCGCGAGAGUAUAUAUACCUAUGGAGAAAUAUCCCUGCAAGCAGACAACGAACAAGGACCAACGCCUCUUCAUGCGUUUUGCUCUCCCGACGACAGAUGCGUUCUCAUGAAGGGGGACGUGAACAAGGCGGAAGAAUGCGUCCGAGUUCUUGUCACGGCUGGAGCAAAAGUCAAUGCCACAAUGAGAGGGGAGCGCUCUGUCAAUGGCCACAAUUUGACGCCUCUCCAUCUCGCUGUGCUCAAGACUGAUACAACAUUUGGAUAUUGGGGCUCAUUGGACAAGUCUGAGGAGAUUCUGACCCGCGCGCUGCUUUUGCAGGGAGCCGAUCCCAACGCCCGUACAGAUACAGGAGAGACACCCAUGCAUCUCGCCAACCCAGAGAAGCCUCAGCUGCUUGAUUUGCUUGUUGAAUUUGGGGCAGAUAUAAACGCCGUGAAUGAGAUGGGAAGAACGCCGUUGCUCGAGAUCAUCAAGAAAAUGGGCCAUUUCUUCGCUUCAUUCUCUCUUUUCAAAUUAAAAGCAGACGCCUUGACAUUCCAAAAAUUCCUCGAUCUCGGGGCUGAUGUGCACGCUACAGACAACAAUGGAGAUAACGUGUUCCAUCACAUCAUGCAUAGCAUCGAGUUCUUUUCUGAUGCAAAGUUUUUCCCCUUUAUUCAGCAGCUUUUGAACUCUGGCGUGGAUUUAAAUCAACGGAACCGAAAAGGCCAUCCGCCCGUGUGGAAGUAUAGGCAAUGCGAUCGUACAGACGGUGGCAAUCAUAUGGACAAUGACGAGGAGCUUCUUCGAAUACUCGUCGACGCGGGCAUGGAUUUAAGCAUACGUGAUUUGAAGAAAGGCACGACAAUUCUGGGAGUGGUCGGUGGUAGAUUCAAAGAGAACAACAUUAUGCAGAUGUUUAUCCGCCUAGGGGCUCAAUUGUCCACCGAAGAUGACGCAAGUCUGUUACAUGAUGCAACGAAAGGUUACAAAAAGGACGCUGACUGGUUUCGCUACAUGAUAUCGAUUGGCACAAAGCCAGAUGUCCUCGGUCCUGGAGGGGACACGCUCAUUCACUCGGUUCUUCGCUCAGCUGGAGAUGAAAGUAAAUUCAUUGACAUCAUACAAGUUCUGGUUGAGGCUGGUGUCUCACCACUCACCACGAAUGAAAAAGGAGAAACGGCAUUGCAUGUGGUGAGAAGUACAAAAAUCUUGGAGCGUGUGCUUAAAAGCCCCUUAUUCAAGGAGUUGGACUUCAACCAGCAGGACGCGAACGGCUUCACCCCCUUACACCACGCCGUAUCUCUUGGAGAGAUAUCUGUAAAGGCUCUUCUUUGUGCUGGAGCUGAUCCAACCAUUCUCGCUGCCGUUGAUCUCUCCCCGCUACAUGUCGCCUGCCGGGAGGGUGCUGCUUCCAUCGUCAGCCUCCUCCUUUCAGACUACCGAAGUCGAGGCGUGCUUGAGAAAUACGUCAAUCUUCUAGGCGAGGGCAUGGCACCACUGCACUACGCCUGUCGUUCUGGUCGGCCUGAGAGUGUCUGGGAGCUGCUCCGGAGUGGCGCAGAUCCCUGGUUGUUGGAUGUGGACGGCCUUAUGCCGCUCCAUUCCCUGGCCGAGUUUGAUGACGUGGAAGAUAUAUGGCGCCGGCGUCGAAUACAAGCAGCGGAUAUUAUCACCAUGUUGCAGCAAGCUGGGGUUGAUUUGAACGUCGAAGUAGUUGUUGAAAAUGACGACGGGAAGACCAAGACUGUAACCCCUAUGGAUAAGGCCGUGGAGGAAAAGUGCUGGGAUAUGGUGCGUGCGCUUCUUACACGCGGCGCCAAGGCUCGGGACAGCCAGCUACAGUCUCCAGAUUUCAUCUUGGCUACAGAUAGACCCAAAACGGCCGAAAAAGCUCGCGAUGUCUCAUCUGCAUUGCCCAGUCCGCAGCAUGGCACCUUGUUGCGAGGGCGAUGGUCAGUCCUCUAUGCAAAGCACCGUCCUCUGAGCGAAGAGAAGCUAUACUACUUGGCAGACGGACAGGCCAUAUUGGAUAUACAGGCUAAGGUGGGUGAUGAGGGGCAUAGACUUGACCAACUCGAUCCCUUAAAGUAUGCUCUGGAUGACGGGGACUAUGACAGUAUCAAAGAGUACGCAAUACUGGGUGGUGAUGUGCUUGCUCUGGACGGUUCUGAGGACAAUACUCUCCUCCACCUCCUCGUUGAGGGGGGACAUGCAGACCUACUCGAGUAUUUUACCGACAAAGUGCAUCUUUUUGAAGCUCAAGGCUGGGUCCAGACAGAUGAAGAAAACUGCGGCACGCUUCUUGGCACAGCCUGCGAGCGUGACCUCCCAUCUUUACACAUCAUAAAGCUGCUCGUCGAGAAGAUUGGUGUUGAUGUCAAUGCUGUCUACAACCGACGAGGAUACUGCUACAAGAUUCGAGGAGGCACCGCAUUGCACAUUCUCGCAAGCGGCAGUCGCUUUUGGCAGAUUGAGGCGCUCGAGUAUCUUCUCUCAAAAGGAGCCAACAUAGAAGCGCUCAACAAAGACGGAAUGACGCCGCUGCUGGCGGCCCUGGACCAAAGUUGGCCUGAUGGUCACUGGCGAGAGGAGACGGUAAAGGUUCUGCUGAGACAUGGAGCGGAUGUGAAUGCAACUGUGCGUGAGACGGAGGAAUCGCGUGGAUACACCAGUGGCCUCUCGGCGUUGGACUUGUCGGAUAGGGGUGAGUUGACAAGGUUGUUGAUUGAGAACGGAGCAGAUACUAGACCUGUGCCGGGACUCAUAUCCCGCAUGGUGGUGAAAUGGCACGACCCUUUACAGAUUGGAGUGCUUCUAGAAGCUGGACUGGAUCCGAACGAGUUGCCAAUGCCUAAAACAGAGAAGGAAGACGUGCGUUAUGCACUACACGAAGCAUGCCGUCCGGAAACAACAGCUGGUACCUACAUGUACUCAGAGGCCGAAGUCCGUUCGCGAAAGGCAGCAAUUACAGGAUUGCUGCUCUCUUCUGGCGCGGAUCCAUUCGCAACGUAUCCCGACGGAAGAUGUCUGCUGCAUAGUAUCAUCGAAGACCAGGGUCAACUGGACAACGUCCUCCCUCAACUCUCACAAAAGGAUAUCGACCGCAAAGAGAGCCAGCAUGGACGCUCGCUUUUGACAGUAGCUUGCGUUCCGACUGUCCGUGUGGGACCACCAACUUACAGCAGAGAACCGCCGUGUCCGAGUAUCAUGUCUAAUUCUGUCCUUGGUUUGUUGAAAAAAGGGGCUGACGCUCUUGCUGUCGAUGAUGAAGGACGAACACCUUUACAUUGGAUCUGCACUCUUCCUGGAAACUUCGAUGAAGAACAACAGAAGGCUUUCCUCACGCUGAUCGAACACGGCCCAGCCGCUGUUCAUAUGGCCGACAAGCAAGGCCGCAAGCCUCUCCACUUAGCACUGGCGGCGUAUUCCGAUCGCAGCCAAGAGUCUCUCUUUGCCAUCAAGCAUCUUAUAUCCGCAGGCGCUAAUGUGAGCGAACCGGAUCCCGUAACAAGCAACUCGAUACUACACCAACUCGCGCCUCGUCUUGUCGGUCAUGCCGAAAGGGCUGCUGAAGCCACCAAACUCUUCCGCGAGCUUUCUUCUAGUCUCGAUAUAAACGCCCGUAACAACUUGGGCGAAACUCCCGUCAUGAGUUUCGCAGCUGCUGGAUGGGAAGGCACACGCGACCCAACUAGAAAAGUCUCUCAUCCCAGAUAUGCCAUUGCCAACGACAUCAAUCAUGCAACAGCCCUAAGUAUCUUUGUCGAUCUAGGAGCCGACCUAAUGGCUGUGGAUGCAAGAGGACAGACGUUGCUGCAUAUCACAGCAAGGCGAGACUUUCCAAUCGAUGGCUCGGAUUGGGAUCAACGUGAUGAUGUUAUCAGUGCAUUUGAGAAGUUGAUGGAACUGGGUGUCGAUCCGCGGAGAGAGGAUGUUGAGCUGAGGACGGCGAUUGAUGUUGCUGUUGCGAGGAAUGUACGUGGUAUUAUCAAGUUGUUUAGGCAGAAGGUUGAGAAGAAGGUGGAAGAGAGCGAUAGUUGA
Trichoderma gamsii is the source of this 6327-nucleotide messenger RNA. RefSeq lists its product as hypothetical. The transcript has a single exon. The coding region runs from base 1 to 6327 and encodes 2108 amino acids. The record is from RefSeq and is a predicted model, not a curated record. Gene Ontology annotation, molecular function: protein binding. NCBI's taxonomy places the organism in Eukaryota, Fungi, Ascomycota, Sordariomycetes, Hypocreales, Hypocreaceae.